AUGGGGGACUCUCCAACAAAUGCCAUGGAUGGAGGCGUAGACACGUGCUGCAAAGACACGCAGACUGAACUGGCAGAGCGGGUAGCAGCCAUAGAUGUGGCUGUUGGCCCAGACAGAAGUGACCAAAAUGGUGACGACAACUCUGAAGAGAAUGACACAGUCUUUUCUGAUAACAUAAAAGACAUUCAAAGAAAUGGAGUCGACAGUGAUGUGGGAGUGAAUGAAUUUCUGCCUUCCCAACAGUCAGAAGACGCUCACUGGAGACAUGUUCCCAAGAGACCUCUCACUAGGCCCGUCCUAUCAAGUAGGAAGUUGUCUCUUCAGGAAAGAUCAUCAGGAGGUUAUUUGGCUUCUAGCAACACUCCAGGUUAUGGUCCUUAUGCCACAGGGCCAUCACCACGUAUAAUGAGGAGACCAACGAUAGAGUCCAAUCGGGUCUCCAUAUCAGAUUCUGAGGACUGUGUGCAAUUAAACCAGUACAAGCUGCAGAGCGAAAUAGGCAAGGGUUCCUACGGUGUUGUGAAACUGGCCUACAACGAGAACGAUGACAAGUAUUACGCAAUGAAAGUCCUCUCCAAAAAGAAGCUCUUGAAGCAGUAUGGAUUUCCACGUCGACCUCCUCCCAGAGGGUCGAAAGCAUCCUCCGGAGAGCAGCCAAAACCCAUGGCACCACUGGACAGAGUCUAUCAGGAAAUAGCUAUCUUAAAGAAACUGGACCAUGUCAACAUCGUUAAACUGAUAGAGGUCCUUGAUGAUCCUGCAGAGGACAACUUGUACAUGGUGUUUGACCUCCUGAGGAAAGGGCCUGUCAUGGAGGUACCAAGCGACCAGCCUUUCAGCGAGGAGCAGGCUCGGCUCUACUUCCGAGAUGUCGUCUUGGGCAUUGAGUACUUGCACUACCAGAAGAUCAUUCACCGGGACAUCAAGCCUUCCAACUUGCUCUUAGGAGAUGAUGGGCAUGUCAAAAUCGCUGAUUUUGGAGUCAGCAAUCAAUUUGAAGGGAACGAUGCCCAGCUUUCCAGCACAGCAGGGACACCAGCCUUCAUGGCACCAGAGGCCAUUUCGGACACGGGCAAAAGUUUCAGUGGAAAGGCACUUGAUGUAUGGGCCAUGGGAAUUACCCUGUACUGCUUUGUUUACGGGAAGUGCCCUUUUAUAGAUGAAUAUAUUCUGGGUCUUCAUAACAGGAUCAAGAACAAGCCUGUGGAGUUCCCAGAAGAAGCACAGAUAAGUGAAGAACUCAAGGAACUGAUCCUACGCAUGCUUGAUAAAAAUCCAGAAACAAGGAUAACAGUCCCUGAAAUUAAGGUGCAUCCGUGGCUAACCAAGGGUGGCGAGGAGCCUCUGCCGCUGGAGGAAGAGCACUGUACUGUGGUGGAGGUGACAGAAGAGGAGGUGAAGAACUCUGUGAAGAUGAUUCCAAGUUUGCCAGCUGUGAUCCUAGUGAAGGCCAUGCUAAGAAAACGCUCCUUUGGAAAUCCAUUCGAGGUUCAGACGAGGCGGGAGGAGAGGUCCAUGUCUGCUCCAGGGAACUUACUGAUAAAACAAGGGAGCAGAGAAGGAGGCAGGGACCCAGAGCUGCCCAACGUGUGUGAAGACGAAGCUACGUCCUGAAGCCGCCCGGCUGUCGCUGGCUGGUCGCUCACAUGCUGCUGCUGCUGUUGUACCCAUCGUGGCGUUGUCUAGCACGCAUCUGCCCUCAUCACCAAGUCUGGGGCCUGCAAAGCAAAAA
Cariama cristata (Red-legged seriema) is the source of this 1732-nucleotide messenger RNA. RefSeq names its product calcium/calmodulin-dependent protein kinase kinase 1, alpha (gene CAMKK1). The record is from RefSeq and is a predicted model, not a curated record. Gene Ontology annotation, biological process: CAMKK-AMPK signaling cascade; protein phosphorylation; activation of protein kinase activity. NCBI's taxonomy places the organism in Eukaryota, Metazoa, Chordata, Aves, Cariamiformes, Cariamidae. The transcript has 15 exons. Gene Ontology annotation, molecular function: protein kinase activity; ATP binding. Bases 1 to 1614 code for a protein of 537 amino acids.